Anthostomella pinea is the source of this 747-nucleotide messenger RNA. The record is from the annotation of a GenBank genome assembly. NCBI's taxonomy places the organism in Eukaryota, Fungi, Ascomycota, Sordariomycetes, Xylariales, Xylariaceae.
AUGGCUACGGCAACCGAAAAGCGUCCCGAGCCUGGUCCUACACAAUGUGUAGGGCCCGACUACCGCUCGGAAAGCCAAAAACCAAUUGCCACCGUCUCGACCGCCGUGAAGUUCGAGAAUGUUGUCACUUUGCCUCAGACACCACAGCUCAUAGCUCUGCUCACGAUGAUCCGCGACAAGAACACGGAACGCGCUGACUUCAUCUUCUACUCGAACCGAAUCAUUCGUCUGCUUGUGGAGGAGGGACUCAACCACCUCCCGGUCAUGGAGCACACCGUGACCACGCCCGUUGGUCGCACAUAUGCCGGCCUCAUGUUUCAGGGCAAAAUUUGCGGCGUAUCCAUCAUGCGAGCUGGCGAGGCCAUGGAGCAGGGUCUUCGAGACUGCUGUCGAUCGGUGAGGAUCGGCAAGAUAUUGAUCCAGCGAGACGAGGAGACCUCGAAGCCCAAGCUUUUCUACGACAAGCUGCCUGAAGACAUCGCGGAAAGAUGGGUGCUCCUACUCGAUCCAAUGUUUGCGACAGGUGGCUCCGCUAUCAUGGCCGUGGAUGUCCUCAAGUCUCGCGGUGUUCCCGAGGAGCGGAUUCUGUUCCUUAAUCUGAUCGCCAGCCCCGAAGGCAUCAAGAACUUUGCGAUCAAGUUCCAUAAAGUUCGCGUCGUCACAGCCUUCGUUGACCAGGGCCUCGAUGAGAAGAACUACAUCAUUCCUGGGCUGGGUGACUUUGGAGAUAGAUUCUACACCAUGUAG